Molecule: messenger RNA, 2824 nt
Organism: Eubalaena glacialis (North Atlantic right whale)
Lineage: Eukaryota; Metazoa; Chordata; Mammalia; Artiodactyla; Balaenidae
Gene: UBAP1
Product: ubiquitin associated protein 1
Exons: 8
Coding region: 251-1897 (548 amino acids)
Biological process (GO): ubiquitin-dependent protein catabolic process via the multivesicular body sorting pathway
Cellular component (GO): ESCRT I complex
Molecular function (GO): ubiquitin binding
Source: RefSeq, a predicted model, not a curated record
AAAAUAGGUGCAGUAGACAUCUAUCUGGCUGGAGCGAGAGCUCGGUGGGAAUUAGAGGAUGUUGGGGAGAGGGACCCAGGUUUUAGUAAAGGUUAGUGAUGGGGACGACUUGAGGGUGAGUUGGCGACAUGAGAUACAGAUUUAGUUUUCCCUGAGGCGAUGAGGUUAGAGGGAAAGGGAGGAGACCAGAUCCGGGGCGAGUGAUCUUUGGGGAUAUAUUUGGCCUUGCCUGGUCUUCUCCAGGUUCUAAAUGGCUUCUAAGAAGUUGGGUGCAGAUUUUCAUGGGACUUUCAGUUACCUUGAUGAUGUCCCAUUUAAGAUAGGAGACAAAUUCAAAACACCAGCUAAAGUUGGUCUACCUAUUGGCUUCUCCUUGCCUGAUUGUUUGCAGGUUGUCAGAGAAGUACAGUAUGACUUCUCUUUGGAAAAGAAAACCAUUGAGUGGGCUGAAGAUAUUAAGAAAAUCCAAGAAGCCCAGUGGGAAGCAGAGCGCAAGGCUGAGGAAGCAGAAGCUAAGGUGAAUUCUAAGAGUGGCCCAGAGGGUGAUAGCAAAAUGAGCUUCUCCAAGACUCACAGUACAGCCACAAUGCCACCUCCUAUCAACCCCAUCCUUGCCAGCUUACAGCACAACAGCAUCCUCACCCCGACUCGGGUCAGCAGCAGUGCCACAAAACAGAAAGUUCUCAGCCCACCCCACACAAAGGCAGAUUUCAAUCCUGCUGACUUUGAGUGUGAAGAAGACCCGUUUGAUAAUCUGGAGUUAAAAACUAUUGACGAGAAGGAAGAGCUGAGAAACAUUCUGGUAGGAACCAGUGGACCCAUUAUGGCCCAGUUAUUGGACAGUAACUUGCCUAGAGGUGGCUCUGGGUCUGUGUUACAGGAUGAGGAGGUCCUGGCAUCCCUGGAGCGGGCAACCCUAGAUUUCAAGCCUCUUCACAAACCCAAUGGCUUUAUAACCUUACCACAGUUGGGCAACUGUGAAAAGAUGUCGCUGUCUUCCAAAGUGUCCCUCCCCCCCAUCCCUGCAGUAAGCAAUAUCAAGUCCCUGUCCUUCCCCAAACUUGACUCUGAUGACAGCAGUCAAAAGACAGCCAAGAUGGCAAGCACUUUCCAUAGCACAUCCUGCCUCCGCAGUGGCACGUUCCGGAAUUCCCUAAAGCCUUCCACCCAAAGCAGUGCCAGUGAGCUCAAUGGGCAUCAUGCUCUUGGGCUUUCAGCUUUGAACUUGGACAGUGGCACAGAGGUGCCAACCCUGACCCAUUCCCAGAUGCCUUCCCUCUCUGUCUUGUCUGUGUGCACAGAAGAAUCAUCACCUCCAAAUACCUGUCCCACGGUCACACCUCCUAAUUUCUCAAUGUCACAAGUGCCCAACACUCCCAGCUGUCCCCAGGCUUACUCUGAACUGCAGACGCUGUCCCCCAGUGAGCGGCAAUGUGUGGAGACGGUGGUCAACAUGGGCUACCCAUAUGAGUGUGUCUUGAAAGCCAUGAAGAAGAAAGGAGAGAAUAUUGAGCAGGCUGUGGAAUUGACGUCAGCUGGGAGAUGUGAGUCAGCCGUGACGGGAGCUCCUUUGAAAAACGGCUAUGCAUGUUUAGAAGGGUGUACCUAUCAGCAAAUAGUCACUGAGGUACUGCUGUGUUGGACACAAUUCAAGAUUCUCGACUAUCUCUUCGCACAUGGGCAGCUCUGUGAGAAGGGCUUUGACCCUCUUUUAGUGGAAGAGGCUCUGGAAAUGCAGCAGUGUUCAGAGGAAAAGAUGAUGGAGUUUCUUCAGUUAAUGAGCAAAUUUAAGGAAAUGGGCUUUGAACUGAAAGAUAUUAAGGAAGUUCUGCUAUUACACAACAAUGACCAGGACAAUGCUUUGGAAGACCUCAUGGCUCGGGCCGGAGCCAGCUGAGACCAGGCCCUGCCUAGGCCCUGCCACGGAGCCCCCCCUGCUGACGGCCCUGAGGAGACUACCUGUGGGGAAGAAUGGGCACACUUCCGGAUUUUCUUUUGGGGGUGGAAGGUCAGGUGUAGAGACUGUGCUUGCCAAGUCUCUAUGAGCCUAGGUCCUGAGCUGGGGAGAAAGUGGGGAAGAUUUGGGCAUGCAAAUGCCCCCAGAACUGUCCUGGCUCCUUCCAUAGUAAAAGUAUUUGUAUUCUGAGAAGUGUCCUUCCCACCUUGGCCAUCCAGAGAGACUUCUCUGGUCUUUCUGGGGUCUGUAUGGCCUCAGCCGAAACCUGGCCCAGGUGCCCAAAGGAGUUGGGGAGAAGGAGGUGGGAGGGCCAGACUCAGUGCUGCUUUGGGGCUAGAUGUUUCCCUUCUCUGCAAGGGUGGACUGACCUCUAAUCCAAGUUGAGUGCAAUUGAAAGGUUCUUCCAGGGUUUUGUUUUUUUCCCCUUUUAACGAUGUCACUUAGUGUUACACUGGUUCUGCAAUGUCUCUGAGGUGCAAAGAAUGCCCUUUUCCCCUUGGGGCCCUGAGUUUGCCUUUUCUGCCAGGCAGUUAGUUACCAUACUUCCCUGCCCCAGCCUGUUUCUUUUGGCCUGGUUUGGACCACAGUCUUCUGCUACCCGAGAUUUUAGAGCCCCCUGCUCUAGAAAACAGUUGUCAGUUUAAGAAAUCAUUGGCCCCUUCCCAGCACAUCAAGUGGGGAAGAAGGAGGCUGUGAUUUAGUCAGUCACCCAGCACUAACUCCACCUCAGUUCUCCCUGGAGAACAGCCUCUCCCUCCAGCCCCUUGCUCUAGGAUGACACAAUGAAUAACACCUAGUCAUAGAAAUCAGUCUCUUUGGUUUGUUUUGUAUUAUGUUGUACAUCAUUAAAGAUCUAAAUACAAAGGA